GGGGCGCUGUGAUCCUCCCACCCUAGUGCACCAAGCACUGAGACCGCCACGACGCUGACCUGCGGUGAGGGUGGGAAGAAGGAGCGGAUGGGGGGGGGGUCCCCUCUCUUCCCCCUCGCCGACCCUCGCCCACUCUUGUGUGAAGCCGCUGCCAAGGGUGGAGUCGGGAGAAGGAGCUGAGAACCCCGUUCCCACUGAGCAGGAAGGGGAGGAAGACAGACACCAAGAAAGAGCUCAAUUAGCCUCACACUCCACCAGUCAUCUCUGCCCCAGAGGAGAGGAACUGAAUUCUGGGAGAACUUCUGGCAGAAGAAUGUGGCCCCCGGUGGAAGAUUCCAGGGAGGUUUUAUGGAGGAAGAGAUGGCCGAGCGGAAGGUGGAGGAUAUCAACUUGCUGUCCUGUUGACAGACGAGAUGACAGGGGGCUCGGCCGAAUCAGGAAUCAUUUGCUUCCUGUUCCACAUCAACGACAGAAAAGAAAAGCAAGAGCCCUGGAACCCUGCCCGCUUUCUUAAGCAAGAGCUGGGCCGGGACAGAGGAAAGCAGAGAAGUGGACAGGACCCAGGGGAGGGGAGCAGGGACAAUGAUGGACCAGGAAGAGAAGGUGGACAGGAGCUUGGCCCCCUACGUCAAGGCUGGCUCUCCAGAUCAGGAGGGCUUCUUCAACCUGCUGAGCCACGUGCAGGGUGACCGGAUGGAGGAGCAGCGGUGCUCGCUGCAGGCAGGGCCAGAUCCGACCUCCGAGAGCCAGAGUGGCCCUGCACCUGAGAUGGACAGUCUCAUGGACAUGCUGGCCAGUACCCAGGGCCGCCGUAUGGAUGACCAGCGUGUGACAGUCAGCACCCUGCCUGGCUUCCAGCCCAUAGGCCCCAAGGACGGAGCGCAGAAACGAGCCGGGACGCUCAGCCCCCAACCCCUCCUCACCCCUCAAGACCCGACUGCCCUCAGCUUCCGUCGGAACAGCAGCCCCCAACCCCAGACACAAGCCCCCUGAGGGCCUGAGCCAUCCUGGGCCCUGCAUGGCCCCUGAAAACAGACAAUAAAACACUUCCACAAGAAAUAAGGAACUGUGU
Messenger RNA from Zalophus californianus (California sea lion), 1072 nucleotides. It is a transcript of the gene PCP2, whose product is annotated as Purkinje cell protein 2. Lineage: Eukaryota; Metazoa; Chordata; Mammalia; Carnivora; Otariidae. The record is from RefSeq and is a predicted model, not a curated record. The transcript is spliced from 7 exons. Gene Ontology annotation, molecular function: guanyl-nucleotide exchange factor activity; protein binding. The coding region runs from base 583 to 993 and encodes 136 amino acids.